This is a messenger RNA of Sinocyclocheilus anshuiensis, 1416 nucleotides long. Its product is annotated as gastrula zinc finger protein XlCGF8.2DB-like. Gene Ontology annotation, biological process: regulation of transcription by RNA polymerase II. The record is from RefSeq and is a predicted model, not a curated record. NCBI's taxonomy places the organism in Eukaryota, Metazoa, Chordata, Actinopteri, Cypriniformes, Cyprinidae. Bases 36 to 1055 code for a protein of 339 amino acids. The transcript has 2 exons. Gene Ontology annotation, molecular function: DNA-binding transcription factor activity; RNA polymerase II cis-regulatory region sequence-specific DNA binding.
CAGAGAUUGAGGUUAUUAAAGAGGAGAGUGAAGACAUGAAGAUUGAAGAAGCAUUCAGAGCCAAACAUGAAGAUACUGAGGAACCAACAGACCCGAUGGUGUUGAAAGAGGAGAGUCAAGAACUCAAUGAAAUGGAAGAGGAAGAUCAAUAUAAGAAUCAAUGUGAUUUUAUAACUGGAGAAAAAUCUUUUAGUUCACAGACUGAAAAGACAGGAAGUAGUAGUUAUUUUACUUGCCAACAGUGUGGAAAGUGUUUUAGACAAAAACAAGGUGUUAAAAGACACAUGAGAAUUCACACAGGAGAAAAGCCUUAUGUCUGCCAGCAGUGUGGAAAGCAUUUCAAUCGAGAAGUAACUCUUAAAAGACACGUUAGAAUUCACAAUGGAGAGAAGCCGUACACAUGCCAACAGUGUGGAAGGAGUUUCACUCAACUUGGAAACCUUGGAGUCCACAUGAGUGUUCACACUGGAGAGAAGCCUUACAAAUGCCAACAGUGUGGAAAAAGUUUCAACCGGAAAGGAAACCUUCUUUCCCACAUGACCGUUCACACUGGAGAGAGCCUUUUCACCUGCAAACAGUGUGGAAUGAGUUUCACUCAAAAAGAAAGCUUUAACAGACACAUGAGAGUUCACAAUGGAGAGCAGUCUUACACCUGCCAACAGUGUGGAAAGUGUUUUGAUCAACAUGAAAACCUUAAAGUCCACAUGAAAAUUCAUGGAGGGAAACCCUACACGUGCUCCGAGUGUGGAAAGAGUUUCCGUCAAAAACGACACUUUGAAGGCCACAUGAGAAUUCACUCUGGAGAGCAACCCUACGCAUGCCCUCAGUGCGGAAAGAGUUUCAAUUAUAAACAACACUUUGAAGACCACAUGAGAACUCACACUGGAGAGAAGCCUUUCACCUGCCAACAGUGUGGAAGAAAUUUCAACCGGAAAGAUACCCUUAACAGGCACAUGAGAGUUCACACUGGAGAGAAGCCAUUUACAUGUGGUCACUGUGGAAAGAGUUUCGGACAUAAAGCAGCCCUAAAGGCCCACAUGAGUUUUCACUUAUAAGGGAGCUCUUUUUAUGUCAUCAGUGUGGAAUUGUGGAAAGUUUCACAUACAAGAAACAUAUUGGGUAUCAUGUAAUAACACCAGACAAACGACUUUCAUGUGCCAUCACUGUGGAAAGACUUGCAGAAACAAGGCAAUCUUGAGGUUCACAGAAGCGCCCCCCGAUAUAGCGGCAGAUUUGGCCCUUGUUUACACCUGGAUUUAAAAUGUGUUUUGGUUGAUCGGAUCUCAAAUUAACUGUCUAUUUUUUCAAGUGUGGGGAGUCAUUGCGUGGGUAAAUGCAUGGGUUUUUCAGAUAUUUUGAUCAAUUGGAUAAAACACAUUCACACAAUUUACAUGUAAACGUGAAAUGAGACAAUGG